UAACGUAUGGCAGCAAGGCGGUCAGUGUUCGACUCCUUCAUUAGGAUAUUAAGCAGAAUUUAGAGCAGUAACUUUUAUAGUAAUUUCCUGAAAUUGCACAGAAAGCCUAAAGCAGGAAAUACAGACUUCCAGAGGAAUUCAACCAACAACAUAAUGGAUUCUAUCAGCCUUUACUAACCAAAAACUUCCAGAAAAUGUUGGAGAAAAGAUCUGCGGAGCUGAUUUUGGAGGAAGACGUCGGAGGGAAAAGCGUGAAGGAACCGUUCUGCAGUCAGUACCACCGCGGUCCUCUUCUCGGCAGUGGGGGUUUCGGUUCUGUGUUUUCGGGCCAGAGGCUUUCUGAUGGACUGCAGGUUGCCAUCAAACAGAUUUCCAGUGACCGGGUGCAGCAAUGGGCCAGACUGCCCGGAGAGGCGGCUCCUGUUCCCAUGGAGAUCGCUCUGCUGCUGCGGCUGUCUGAGUGCGGAGGUCACAAGGGGGUGGUGCGCAUGUUGGACUGGUUCUCUGUGGAGGGACGGUGCUUCCUGCUGGUGCUGGAGCGCCCCCCACACUGCCAGGAUCUGUUCGACUUCAUCACGGAGAGAGGAGCGCUCCCUGAACGCCUCGCACUCAGGUUCUUCCGGCAGGUGGUUGAGGCGCUGCGGUUCCUUCACGCUCACGGCAUCGUGCACCGAGACAUCAAAGACGAGAACAUUGUGGUCGAUACCAGGACGCUGGAAGUCAAGCUCAUCGACUUUGGAUCAGGAGCGCUGCUCAAAGAGACGCCGUACAGCGAGUUCGAAGGUACUCGUGUGUACAGCCCCCCCGAGUGGAUCCUGUCUCAGUCCUACAAUGCCGUCUCUCUCACCGUCUGGUCUCUGGGCGUCCUGCUUUUUGACUCGGUCUGCGGCGACAUCCCCUUCGAGCGCGACCAGGAGAUCAUCAGGGCCACGCCCGUCUUCACCCGCCGCGUCUCUAAAGAAUGCCAGUCUCUGAUCCGUUGGUGCCUGUCGUACCGUCCGGAGGAUCGUCCCACUCUGGAGGAGAUCCUGUCUCACCCCUGGAUGAUGGGAGGCGAGGAGGAGGAAGGUGGAGAUCUGCAGGAGGAUCACAGCUCUCUGACCAAACAGUCCCUGUGACGGCGCUCCAAUAAACUGAACUCUGAAUAUACGUCACACUGACGCACAGAAAGCUCACACACUGGAUUGAAGGGAGCACAUGUUCAUGUUUUAACCCUUUAACAUAAAACACUGAUGGCGCUGAGGAAGGACUUUGAACCUCCGAAAUGAAAGGGUUCAAACGAGACGGAAACACCGUGAUGAUCCUCUAACACAGAAGAGUAUUUAUUUUCAUUAUCGUUGCCCUGCAUGCUGCACUCGGCUGUACUACUGUUUAUUUUGUUUGAUUUGAUUUGGGCAGAAUGACUUCCUGUUAAGUUAUCAUUUUUUAUCUUAUUUUGAAAAUACAGACCUUUUUUUCUUGUUCUUGUUUUGUUACGGCUGUAUCAGCGAACAAACGCCAGCUCCUUUAGUGUCCUCCUUUUGGGGAUUUUGGGAAUAAAGUAGUUUUCUAGAAAGAAGUUGGUGUAUAAGCAUAAGGAAGUGUUCAGUUACUAAAUGUUGGGUUAGACUUUGUUAUCUACAAUUGAUCUCCAGCUUCAGGGACGGAUUUCUCUCUCUGUCACUUCAGGUGGAGCAGGAUCAGGAAACAGGAAAAGUUUGAAUAGAAAACUCCCAAAAAUGAAGUAGAGCAUCUUGUAAAACAAGUAGAACAGGACAGGUCACUUACAGGACAUGUUUCCAAAUAACAGAGCUGUAGAAGAUCAUUGUUUUUGCUCCAUUUAAUGUCAGGAACUAGUAAGAAAAUCGACCUCAGUUGAGAAAUUACAAUCACUUUUUUUAUACUUUUAUUUUUGCAAAAAGGCCAACAAUUUAUCCAUUCUUAAGUAUUAUACUGUUAUUUAAAUCAAUGUUCCCACCGCCAUAGCAUCCCAGUAUAAUGUCCUGACACAGCUCAUAGUAUAAUACUAGUGGAGUAUUGUUACUUUUGUUUUGCUUUAAAUCUUUGGGAGUCAAGAGUAUUUAGACUUUUACAAAUGUUAAAAUUCUUAGUUAUUAAGAACUUUUCCCCCCCUUGCCUGGAUAUCAGCACUGCAGAUGUGUUUCACCUCUGAGUAAGAUUAUUGAUUUAAUGUUAGAUAUAUUAUUUAUUUGUUGUUGUUUCCAGACCAGUGAAUGUGAUUAGUAGUGACGGGAGUGUCACUGUAAAUACUUGUGUAUUUUUGCCUGGAUUUAUCAUCAAAGUGGCUCCUCAAUCACUUGUUACUGUUUAUUUACAUUAAAUAAGAGUUUAUGCAUCGAAAGAAGAAGAAGAAGAAACUUAUUUAAUGUUUCGAAUAAAACUAUUUUCUCACUUAA
Eleginops maclovinus (Patagonian blennie) is the source of this 2396-nucleotide messenger RNA. It is a transcript of the gene pim2, whose product is annotated as Pim-2 proto-oncogene, serine/threonine kinase. Gene Ontology annotation, cellular component: cytoplasm. The transcript has 7 exons. Gene Ontology annotation, molecular function: ATP binding; protein serine/threonine kinase activity. The coding region runs from base 195 to 1118 and encodes 307 amino acids. The record is from RefSeq and is a predicted model, not a curated record. Lineage: Eukaryota; Metazoa; Chordata; Actinopteri; Perciformes; Eleginopidae. Gene Ontology annotation, biological process: protein autophosphorylation; negative regulation of apoptotic process.